CUUACUCUUCUCCUUGCGCUCGCUCAAUUCAACACUGCUUCUAUCCUAAAAGAGGUCACCUCAAAGGCUCAAGACUUCAGCAGAGAAGAAGCGUCUGACUCAAUCUUACAUUGUACGACAGUGUAGAGAAGGCUCAGAGGUUUCCUGCCAUUCUUCUUUGUAUUUACACCAAUUCUCUCUUUGGAUUCGCUCUUCGUCAUGGCUUCUGAAAUGGAGGUGGAUGGUGCUGUCCCUGGAGUUCCGAUCGAUGAGGGUCUAUACUCUCGACAGCUCUAUGUGCUCGGUCAUGAAGCUAUGAAGAAGAUGGCUUCGUCCAAUGUUCUCAUCGUUGGGAUGAAAGGUCUCGGCGUUGAGAUUGCCAAGAAUGUCGCAUUGGCAGGAGUCAAGAGCGUCACUAUCUAUGAUCCCAAUCCGGUAGAGAUUGCCGAUCUAGGUACACAGUUCUUCCUCCGCGAGAAUGACAUAGGCCAGCCUCGAGCUUCCGUCACGGCUCCGCGACUAUCGGAACUUAACACCUACGUACCGAUCAAAAUACUAGAGGGGUCAGGCGAGAUCACUCCGGACAUGGUUGCGCCGUAUCAGGUGGUCGUUCUCACCAAUACGACUGUCACAAAGCAGGUCGAGAUCAACGAAUUCUGUCGGUCAAAAGGCAUCUACUUCAUCUCUGCAGAUGUACGGGGACUCUUCGGUGCUGUCUUCAAUGACUUUGGGAAAGACUUUGCAUGUGUCGAUGCGACGGGAGAGCAGCCUCAGACAGGUAUGAUAGUACAGGUGGAAGAGGAUGAAGACGCUAUCGUCACCUGUCUGGACGAGACAAGACAUGGUCUCGAAGAUGGAGACUACGUCACUUUCUCCGAGAUCAAGGGAAUGGAAGGCUUGAAUGGAUGCGAGCCAAGGAAGGUCACCGUUAAGGGGCCAUACACCUUCUCGAUCGGGGAUACGAAAGGCCUUGGACAGUACGUUUCUGGUGGCUUGUUCACACAGGUCAAGAUGCCCAAAAUUCUCCAAUUCAGAAGCCUCAAAGAGUCCUUGACCCAGCCCGAACUUUUCAUCACGGAUUUUGCCAAAUUCGAUCGCCCUGCAACCCUGCAUGUCGGAUUCCUUGCUCUUUCCGCAUUCUACGAGAAGAAUGGACAUCUGCCUCGACCGCGUAGUUCAUCGGAUGCUUCCGCAGUGCUAGCUCUCGCUAAGGAUAUUCACAAAUCAAAUGGAGGACAGGACGAAGUCGAUGAGAAGAUUAUCGAGACACUGGCGUUCCAAGCUACCGGAGACUUGUCGCCCAUGGUCGCUGUCAUCGGAGGAUUUGUCGCUCAAGAGGUUCUCAAAGCUUGUUCGGCCAAAUUCCACCCCAUGCAGCAGAGCAUGUAUUUCGAUUCUCUGGAAUCGCUCCCUCACGAACUACCCUCAGAAGCCGAUUGUCAACCCCUUGGAUCAAGAUACGAUGGCCAGAUUGCAGUGUUUGGCAAAGCUUUCCAAGAGAAGAUCAACGCGACUAAGCAAUUCCUGGUUGGAUCCGGUGCGAUCGGUUGUGAAAUGCUCAAGAAUUGGAGCAUGAUGGGUCUGGCUAGUCAGGGAGUCAUUCACGUCACGGAUCUGGACACCAUUGAGAAGAGUAACUUGAACCGGCAAUUCCUCUUCCGACCGAAAGAUGUCGGCAAGUUCAAAGCUGAAGUCGCUGCCGCCGCUGUGGCCGAAAUGAACCCUGAGCUCAAAGGCAAGAUCAUUUCCUAUCAGGACAGAGUCGGACCAGAGACUGAACGCACCUAUGGAGACGAGUUCUUCGCCAAGAUCGACGGUGUGACCAAUGCCUUGGACAAUGUGCUUGCUCGUCAAUACAUGGAUCGAAGAUGUGUCUUCUACCAGAAGCCAUUGCUCGAAUCUGGAACUCUGGGGACCAAGGCCAACACCCAGGUCGUCAUCCCGUUUUUGACCGAAUCGUACUCGUCAUCUCAGGAUCCCCCCGAGAAGUCGAUCCCAUCAUGUACCGUCAAGAACUUUCCAAAUGCCAUCGAGCACUGCAUACAGUGGUCAAGAGAAGCUUUUGAUUCGCUCUUUGUCAACCCUCCUACGACCGUCAACCUCUAUCUUUCCCAGCCAGACUUUGUCGAAUCCACUCUCAAAUCCUCCGGUCAACACUUUGAUCAAUUGAAGCAGAUUGAAAAGUACCUGGUGAAGGAGCGUCCGACGAGUUUCGCCCAGUGCAUCGAAUGGGCCAGGCUGCAGUACGAGGAGAAUUAUGUGAACGAGAUUCGACAGUUGCUCUUCAACCUCCCAAAAGAUCAGGUCAACUCAAAUGGUACCCCCUUCUGGUCCGGACCGAAGCGCGCACCUGACCCGCUCAAAUUCAAUGUUGACAAUGCCCUGGACUUUGAAUACAUUGUGGCGGCUGCGAAUUUGCACGCCUUCAACUACGGAUUGAAGGGAGAAUCCGACCCCGCUGUCUUCCGCAAAGUGUUGGAGAGUAUCAAGGUUCCCGAAUUCACACCGAAGAGCGGAGUUAAGAUUCAGGUCAAUGAGAAUGAGCCAGUUUCUAACGAGCCAAAUCCAGACGAGGACAUUGACUCGAUCGUCAACUCGCUCCCACCUCCUUCGUCCCUCGCUGGGUUCAGACUGGUCCCGGUCGACUUUGAGAAGGACGAUGACAGCAACCAUCACAUUGACUUCAUCACUUGCGCUUCUAAUCUUCGUGCUGCCAAUUAUGGCAUCACUCAGGCUGAUCGCCACAAGACAAAGUUGAUCGCAGGAAAGAUCAUCCCUGCAAUCGCUACGACCACGGCAUUAGCCGUGGGACUGGUCUGUCUUGAGCUGUACAAGAUCAUCGACAGAAAGAACAAGGUGGAGGACUAUAAGAAUGGUUUCGUCAACCUUGCUCUGCCCUUCUUUGGAUUCUCCGAGCCUAUCGAGGCGGCCAAGCAGAAGUAUGGCGAGACUGAGUGGACCUUGUGGGACCGAUUUGAGCUGGAAGGUAACCCGACUCUCCAGGAGUUCAUCAACUGGUUCAAGGAGAAGCACAACCUGGAGAUUCAAAUGGUGUCUCAAGGUGUUUCCAUGCUGUGGUCUUCUUUUGUCCCAGCCAAAAAGACUGCAGAUCGACUGAAUAUGCGCAUGAGCGAGCUUGUCGAGCAUGUCAGUAAGAAGCCUAUUGAACCAUGGGUUAAGAACCUCCUGGUCGAGGUCAUGGUCAAUGAUGAGAACGAUGAGGAUGUCGAGGUACCAUACUGCCUCGUGCAUAUCUAAAUCCGGUCUGCAGUUAACUCUUCGCCCCCCUCCUCCUCCUUCUUCUUCUUCUUAUGUACAUAGAUCUAUGGUGCAAGCCUCGAGAUGCUAAAGUGACCUUACCUGUGAGCCAUGUCCAACGAGAUGGACGCCACGAGCGAGAGAGGGUAUAAGGUGUGGCGGACAUCUGAUGCAUUCAUUCCUAUUCG
Kockovaella imperatae is the source of this 3425-nucleotide messenger RNA. Its product is annotated as putative ubiquitin activating enzyme. Bases 199 to 3237 code for a protein of 1012 amino acids. Gene Ontology annotation, cellular component: nucleus; cytoplasm. The transcript has 22 exons. Lineage: Eukaryota; Fungi; Basidiomycota; Tremellomycetes; Tremellales; Cuniculitremaceae. Gene Ontology annotation, biological process: ubiquitin-dependent protein catabolic process; protein ubiquitination; DNA damage response. The record is from RefSeq and is a predicted model, not a curated record. Gene Ontology annotation, molecular function: ubiquitin activating enzyme activity.